Molecule: messenger RNA, 8475 nt
Organism: Hypanus sabinus (Atlantic stingray)
Lineage: Eukaryota; Metazoa; Chordata; Chondrichthyes; Myliobatiformes; Dasyatidae
Gene: scamp4
Product: secretory carrier membrane protein 4
Exons: 8
Coding region: 246-935 (229 amino acids)
Biological process (GO): protein transport
Cellular component (GO): trans-Golgi network membrane; recycling endosome membrane
Source: RefSeq, a predicted model, not a curated record
UGGGGGUACUGUCUGGUGGAUAAUUCUCCGUGUUUGAGGUAAAAGCCUCAAUAGAUCAGUAGAGUGGAUGUGGAAAAGAUGUUUCCUGUGGUGGGAGAGUCUCGGACCUGAAGACACAGCCUCAGACUAGAGGGGCGUCCAUUUAGAUCGGAGAUGAGGAAUUUCUUUCGCCAGAGAAGUUUUUAACAGAUAUUGUUUUCAAGAAUCAGCAGAUAAAGUAAUCAAAACUACAUACACCUAAAGAGAUGACUGAAAGAGUGAACAAUUUUCCCCCAUUACCAAAGUUUAUUCGUUUGAAGCCUUGCUUCUAUCAAAACUUUGAAGAGGAAAUUCCACCACAGCACUGCCUCCUUGUCAGGAGAAUUUAUCAUUUAUGGAUCCUUUACAGCGUGACCCUGGCAGUGAAUUUGGUGGGUUGCUUGGCCUGGCUGAUAGCUGGAGGUAGUGCAAUCAAUUUUGGCCUAGCCAUACUCUGGCUUGUUCUUUUCAGCCCCAGUUCGUACGUCUGUUGGUUUCGUCCAGUUUAUAAAGCAUUUAGGUCUGAUAGUUCCUUUAACUUCAUGGCAUUCUUCUUCAUUUUUGCUGCUCAGAUUAUAUUUGCAACUUUGCAAGCGAUUGGUUUCAGAGGGUGGGGUGCCUGUGGAUGGAUAGUUGCCAUUGGAAUGUUCUCUCAUAAUGUUGGUGCUGGAGUGGUCAUGCUCUUUCCUGCAAUUAUGUUCACAGUGGUAGCAAUCCUGAGUGCCCUUGUAAUUCUCCGUGUGCACAAAAUCUACCGGGGCAGUGGUGGAAGCUUCCAGAAGGCCCAGGCGGAAUGGAAUGCAGGCACAUGGCAAGGUGCCCCAUCCAACCAAUCAGCAUUUCAUACAGUUACUGGUAGUACUUUGCCACAGUAUCCCACAGUGCCAAGGUACCCUGGUGAAAACGACUGGUCCUAAAAAUGUGAACCUUCAUUUCAAAGUUUAUUUGCUAUAUUUAUGAUGUCAUUUCACAUUUCAAUUGCAAAUUAAUAUUUCCCAUUGUAAAUGCCUUGUAUAAUACUACAUAUUGAAGAUGUUAAGGCAUUGCUGACUGGAACUUGUUGCACUGCGAAAGCCUCAAAAUCAUGAACAUUAGAAUUGGAAAGUUACUGCAUUUUUAUGCUUUUAGGCUGAGGUUUCUUGAUCAGUACUAACUGCCAUUAUGUCAUACUUUAAAAGCGCAUUAGAUUGAAAUUAGUUUCAAAAUUAGUCUGGCUUUUAAAUGUUGACUCUCUUACUUUAAUCUGAUCAUCUUCAGAGAUGAACAACUUUAUCAUUCUCAACAGCAAAAUCUGGCCUAACGACAGAACCUUGACAUGUUCCACUAAAUCAGGGGACCCCUCAGUUAAUGGUAGGGGUCCAUGGCAUAAAAGAGGUUGGGAACCCCUGCACUAAAUAGAUUUAUUUCUGUGCCUUUUCUGUAUUUACUUUAUCGAAGGGACCAUGGUUAUCUUUGAGUCUCACUGUAACAUCUAUAAUUGCUGUAACUUUCCCCUUCUAAAAAUAAUUUGGGAGAUUAAGCCACUGCAAUCCAGUGACUAACUUGGGUUCCUUUUAAAACUAAUUAUCCUGCUGUUGAUGAUUUGAAUAUGCCUCUUAAUGUAUGAUGACUUGACCAUGGGACAGUGAACUGAUAUGUGUCACAAAGUCUCGUUACAUGGGGCACAAAGCCUGCAAGACGUAUCCAUGUUGCACUGUAGCUGAAUUACAUUUAUUAGAAUGGAAUUAGUUGUUAAUAGUUGAGAACUAAUAAAAUUUGACUCAGAAAAUGUGUCAAACCCCUUAAUCCAACCUCAAUAACCAUGAAUUGCCCUUGAAUUAUCUACACUAUUAUUGUCAACAUUAUCCCCAGGUACAAUUAUUCUCCUACCACUCUGAUAAGUAAGUUUCUUGAAUUGAAAUAGCUUAUCUUCCAAGUCAAUUUCUGCAAAUCUAAAGGAGAAAUUAAUCAGAAUCAGGUUUAGUAUCACUGGCAUAUGUCGUGAAAUUUGUUGUUUGGCAGCAGCAGGACAUUACAAUAUUUAAAAAUAAAAAACUCGGAAUUAUAAUGCAAAAUAAAACUGAAUAAGUAGUGCAAAAAGAGAGCAAAAGCAUGUAACUGUGUUUGUUGUCCAUUUGGAAGUUUGAUGGGGGAAGGAAAGAAGCUAUUCCUAAGACAUUCAGACAGACAGACAUACUCUAUUGAUCCCGAGGGGAAAUUUGGUUUCGUUACAGCUGCACCAACCAAGAAUAGUGAAGAAGUAUAGCAGUGUAAAACCAUAAAUAAUUAAAUAAUAAUAAGUUAAUCAUGCCAAGUGGAAAAAUAAGUCCAGGACCAGCUUAUUGGCUCAGGGUUUCUGACACUCCGAGGGAGGAGUUGUAAAGUUUGAUGGCCACAGGCAGGAAUGACUUCCUAUGACGCUCAGUGUUGCAUCUCGGUGGAAUGAGUCUCUGGCUGAAUGUACUCCUAUGCCUAACCAGUACAUUAUGGAGUGGAUGGGAGACAUUGUCCAAGAUGGCAUGCAACUUGGACAGCAUCCUCUUUUCAGACACCAGCGUCAGAGAGUCCAGUUCCACCCCCACAACAUCACUGGCCUUACGAAUGAGUUUGUUGAUUCUAUUGGUGUCUGCUACCCUCAGCCUGCUGCCCCAGCACACAACAGCAAACAUGAUAGCACUGGCCACCACAGCCUCGUAGAACAUCCUCAGCAUCAUCCGGCAGAUGUUAAAGGACCUCAGUCUCCUCAGGAAAUAGACAUGGCUCUGACCCUUCUUGUUGACAGCCUCAGUGUUCUUUGACCAGUCCAGUUUAUUGUCAGUUCGUAUUCCCAGGUAUUUGUGAUCCUCCACCAUGUCCACACUGACCCCUUGGAUGGAAACGGGUCACCGGUGCCUUAGCCCUCCUCAGGUCCACCACCAGCUCCUUAGUCUUUUUCACAUUAAGCUGCAGAUGAUUCUGCUCGCACCAUGUGACAGUUUCCCACCGUAGCCCUGUACUCCGCCUCAUCUCCCUUGCUGAUUCAUCCAACUAUGGCAGAGUCAUCAGAAAACUUCUGAAGAUGGCAAGACUCUGUAGUAGUUGAAGUCCGAGUUGUAGAUGGUGAAGAGAAAGGGAGACAGGACAGUCCCCUGUGGAGCCCCAGACCUACUGACCACUCUGUCUGACAGUGUUUCAAACGAAAGCGCAUUUACUAUUCCUGAGCCAGUUCUUCCUGCACACUCCUAAAACCCUCUAACUUUCUAAUAAUCAUAAUGGGGAUCUGAGUAGCCAAACUUAGAAUACCCAGAUCCCCAUCAGCAACCACAGAAUAUAAAAGAUCAUUAUUGAUUGAGAGAUGUAGAAUCUUUUUAAUAACCUCAUCAGUACUUAACAGUAUAUCUUACAAUAUCUUGUUUAAAAUUUAGGAAUAAUAAAUUAGUUAUUACAAGAAUCUUGGGCAGUUCAUGUUUGAACAACUUAUAGUCUGCCCUUACUUAGUAUACCCAAACAAUGAGUUAAUUUUGCAAUGUAAUCCUUGCUAAAGCUAACAAUCCAAGGAUCCUGAGAUAUUUCUCUGGUGAGUCCUGAUCAAUUAAAAUCUAAGUCUAUUUUGUUAAUUUUCCGUUCGUUUGCCUUCUUAUAAAUAAAGCUAUCAUUUCCAGCAGACAUACAGAAAGCAGCAGGCUUGCCAACAUUUCUGAAAACCCAUCUUUACACAGCCUUCCACAAUCCUGAAGUUGUGGCUCAUGCCUUUAAAUUAAAAGUAUAGCCGGUGACGGCAAUGUUAUCAACAAAGGCAAACCCCAACAGGACAUAUUGCAGUCAAUCAGAUUGACACCACUUUCAUCCCUUUCUACAAACAUAAUAAAAUGUCCAUUACACAGUUAAAUAGUGGAGAGCAGGAGUGGGAGUGAUCAUCUACUUUCCCUUAUAAACCUUAAAAGAUCUGAAACCAUAUAAAUAAAAGAUGGUCCAUUUUGGCUUUAAAGUCGAAUUUAUUGUCAUAUGCACAAGUAAAUGUAUGUGCAGGUGCAAUGAAACACUUAUUUGAGGUAUCAAAUCAAACACGUAAUGUCGUAUUACUUGCUACCCAUUACGCUGCUGGCAUUUAGGGCAGCAAUGAAGGUUCUCCAUCUCUGGUGGUGAUCAGUGCUUCCUUCAUGAUGUCAGUAGCUUCCUCUCAGAGACGCAGGAAUACCGUUGCACUCAGAUGUAAAAUGAUACUUCAUUGCUAUUUUACCAGUCAGGGUUGUUAGCCCUGAACUGAACCCCUGAACCUGGAGGACAGGUGGACCACUAUUAAUCUGGCCUCUGCCCUUUGACCUGUUUGGCAUGGGUGACACUACCAAAAGCUAAAGCAUAGAGCCCUGACUCUAGCUAACAGCUCUCCGGGUCAUUGAGGCACACAAGCCUCCAAACCCUCUGUCAAGGUUGUGGUCCUCUUGGAGGAUAGCAUUAUAUAAUCAGUUGGAUGCAAUUUUUUAUACACUUUAGAAUGAAGUCUAUUUAAGUGCAAUGUACUUAAACUAUGUGAAUGAUACCUGAAUCUCUGAAGUAUUUUGGAUUUAAUCACUAAUUUCAAAAAACAGUUUUGUCUGUGUUUUGGGAAAAAAAAAGACUUGGUUAACUAGAUCUCCUUUUAAAAUAAUAGCCUAAGUAAUAGAUGACUAGAUGCCAUAUGUUGAAUGCAUGCAUAUGUAAAAAUAUUGAUGCAUUACUCUAGAGCAGGGGUUUCCAACUUAGAAUCCACAGACCCUUUGGUUAAUGGUAGGGGUCCAUGGCAUAAAAAAAGGUUGAGACCCCUGCUCUAGGCAUUGCCCCAUUUAAUGAUGUAAUUCUGUAAAUCUAUUCUAAAUAGUCUACUGAAAUUCAAAGUAAUAGAAACAAAGAUUUUUCAAAAUAUCUAAUCCAAAUGGGACACAUAUUCCAAACCUCCAAGUGUGCAAUUAUUCUUUUCUGGAAAUAAAACGUGUUCAGAAUAUUGUUCAAUUUUCUAAUAUUAACUUCUGAAGUGUAAUUUGAUAAAUGUUAAAACUAAAUUGCCAUAAGGCAAUUACAUACUUUUGAUAUUCCAAAUAACUGCAUAAUUGGAAGAGAAUGUAAUUUUCUGCAUGUAACUAUAAAAAUGCUUUAAAUUUCAAAUGACAAAUAAUCUUACUAAUUUUCAGAAAUAGGUUAAAAUUUUGUGAACACUUCCAUUUUAUUUCAGUCUUGUCUCUCAUUGACCUUGAAAUAAGUGCAGCUUUAGACACUUAACAGCAAGCUGCAAGGGCAAAUUGUCUUCCUGAUGUUGACAGCAGUGCAUACAUCUGAACAGAUGCUUUUAACAGAGGAAGAUUGUCCGUGCUAGUUAGUCCUUUUUACAAUGAUAUAUAGAGGUGGGGAUAGGAAACGAAUAGACUAACAUGAAUAACAUGCACAAAAUGCAGGAGAAACUCAGCAGGUCAGGCAGCCUCUGGAAAUGAAUAAAUAGACUAAUAUGAAAGCAGCAUUGCAUCUAUGCUGUAUUAUAUUUUUAUGACACUACUUUCUGACAUUGCAAAGGAAUGGGUUACAUUAUAUUGUGCAUUUUGCAUUCCUUGUAGGUAGAAAACAAUUAGGUUUCCGUCAAAAUGCUCAGCAGCAACCCUGUGUAUGUUUUGGAUGUGCCUAUUUUCCUAAGUGCACUUACCUAUACUGUCAUUAUGUUAUAGCUGCCAAAGUCUAAUGGAUAGAAGUGCCUUAUAAUGGUGUUUCUAACUGAAAUUGUGCUGUCAAAUGAACACUGGAAACAGUGCAGUGGUCAGAAAAUGGCUGCUAUUAAACAAUUUCAUGGUAAAGCUUCAUGGUACAAAAUAACAAAAUUUCUUUCUAUUGAUCAUGAGGUUGCUAACAUUCUAAUGUCAGUGAAUCAUUUGGAAAAUUACAGCAGCUCUUGCUUUUUGGAUAUUUUUCCAAAUUUUUCUUUUGUGAAGGGAUAAGGUUUAAAACUGAAAUAUUUACAUUCUAUCAUGAGAAGUUUUCAAGAUAUUGGAUAUAAAUACUUGGUGAACAGAAGUAUAUUUUUACUCCUUUGAUACACUAGUGUAAAUUUGAAGAGAUGGUUAUGAGCUUUAUAUUUAGUAAUGCAUUCAAACAGAAUUUGAGGUAUUUUGAACAGAAUUUGAGCUUAGUAUAUGAUAAGAAAAUUGUAAGUGUUAUACACCAAGGAUGCAUUCCCGCCAUGAGGAGUUUGUACAUCCUCCCCAUGGCCACGUGUGUUUCAUCCCACAGUCCAAAGGUUAGUAGGUUAUUUGGUCAUUAUAAAUUCUCCUUGAUUAAAUUAGGAUUAAAUAUGGGGAUUGCUGGGUAGCACGGCUGGAAGGGCCUAUUUUGCACCAUAUCCCAUUAAAUAAAUAAAUUGAGAAUUCAGUAACCAGCAUUUACAAGUUUAAGUUAUCCCAAUUUCCUUUUUAGAUGUUAAUUAUUGUAAAUUAAUUAAGAUAAUUUUGUGUUAAUGAAUUUGCUUGGGUGUUUGAUAGAACCAAUGUGGAAAUAACAUGAAGUAUAGUUUGCUAAUUGCUAUAUGAGCUUUGUACUAUAAUAGGAAUUGGUUUAUCCAGUGUCUGUGUAAGUUCAUAAGAAAGAGGGGCAGAAUUAGGCCAUUUCCUUUUGCUUGGUCUGGCCAUUCAAAGCUGCUUGCCAGAGUUGUCCCAUUAUUUUGUGUUUAAUCUUAUAAGCAGAGAUGCUGAGCAGUUUGGAGAUGAUAGGGAAUGGGGUAAGGGCUUGAGAAAAGGCCUAUGGAUUAUUAAUAAUUCCAUGGAAAAGGGAUGUACUUAAAAAUAGUCCACAUUCCGACAGAUUUUGGGACAGAUUUUAAAUCUGGAAAUAGAACUAUUAAUGGAGAAUUCAGGAUUUUUAGUUUUUUUUUUGAAGAUAGAGAUUUUUCUGGAGGAUGUAGUUUAAUUUAGGAUGUGCUGUAGGAACACAAACUUAAGUAACAUUUUGUUUUGGUGUGAUUUUCAACUAUAUAUAAUGAAAAUUAUGUUGAUAUCAAAUAAUGAAGAGAAUACACAUUUUAAAAGCAUUCCUUGCUUCUCAUGAAAACCUUUAUUUGUAGAAAAGUAAAUGUAUAUUAAUUUUACAAACCUACUUGUUAAAAUUGAAGCCUGUGAGCUAAUCUUCUGAAAUCUAUUGGGAAUUGUGGAAGAAAAAUUAGUUUGUGUUGCUCUGGAUUUCCAGCAUCUGCAGAAUCUCUUGUGUUUAAGAAUGCACUAAAGAAUGUUUCAGCUUGUAUGCUUUUCCUAUUAAUGGGAGAUUGCAGUAUUUUGUUAGUAGAUUUUUGAAUCCAAGGUGACACAUUUUAUGUGUUAGUGUAAUUUCUUGUCUGCUGUAAUAACUUUUGUCAUUCCUUUAAUGGAUGACAUAUUCUGAAAAGUAGUUUCUGCAAAAAUAUAUAGAUAAGGUAUUUUUAAUGCAUCAGACAUUCCUGCAGUAUUUUAGUUAGUCUGACUUGGGUAUUGAUAGAAAACCCAUAAUGUAUAGAAAAGCUAACUGAAAAUUUCUAUUAACACUUGAAAGUUUACCAUUUACUUACAAUGAUAAGAAACAUUAUCAAUAUUUUCAAAACCUUAACACAUUGCUUCGCUUUGAGACCAUGUCAGUUUGAAUAGCUUUUUAAUUUAUUUUUUACAAUAUGUUUUACUUUGUGCAAAAUUAAGUGUUAGAAUUCUGAUUUCCUUGAUAUAAACAUAUUGAUAAUCCCGCAGUUGCCAUUGAUUAUUGCUACAAAAAUUAGACGUGUUGAGAUUGAAAAACUCUGUUUCACAAUGUCUAUAAUUACUUUUUGUGAAAAGAUUUUUAAACUAGUUUUGUUUAAAAUGCAGUAAUGUGUUAAUUACUAAUUUUAAAAAUCUGCCAGAACAAUAAUUCGUUGAUGAGUUGACCUUUAGGAAGUGUUUCUCUAGUUGUGAGGUGUGUGGACUGACAAUAUGAUGCUACCUACUAUUCAUUUAUAAUCUGUUUAACACUUGGUGGAGACAGACAUGUAGCAAAAACUUCCUGAACAGUACAUUCUGUCAAGUUUUGAAUCAGAUUAAUUUUCAAGGUGUUUUGUGAAUACUUCUAAUGUAUGGAGUGUAUAAUUCUAUUGGCAGAUAAUUGAUUCAUAUUACUCUAUUAAAAUUAGUUGCUUGUCAAUCUUAGAAACAAUGUGGCCUUUUUUAAAAACUUUAUUCUAUAAAAUGUAAUUUAAUAAUUGAAACUGAAAAGUUACUAAAACUUCCUUGUGUGCUGUUUUUCUGAACUGACAGUCUUACUAGUUUAAAUAUAUUUGAAGGUUCCUCUUAUGGGUUCUGCAUGUCUUGAAAUUUUUAUCUGUUGUGUAUGAAAUGUUAAAAGUAAAAUAUAUUGGUUCUCAUAAGUAAAAUGGAUUGCUUUAUUUAUAUAAAAAUGGUAAUAACAGCAAAGGACUUUGGGGGAAGAAUAUUUUAUUGUAAAGAUAUAACCUUGCAAUGCUAAUAAACUGCCUAUGCUAACUGA